AAUGAGGGGGGCGGGGAGCUAGGGCGCCGCCGGGAAGGGAAAGAGUCGGGAGAGGCGUGGGAGCGAGGGGCACAGAGGACGCGGGCCCGGACUGCGGGGGCCGCUUGAGGGAGACGGACGGGAGGCUUAGAAGCCGGCAGGAAUUCGGAUGCGGGUUGAGUUCGGAAUGGAGUGGAGAUGAUGUAGGAUGGAGGGAAGUGAAGCAAGGGGAGGGAGGAAAUAAGAGGAAAAUGUGGGAGGAGUGGUUGGGAAUUUGUGAGUAGCAGGCAGGAAGGGAUGGGAAGCCGGGUAGGGGGGGCAGCAGACGAUUGGAAUGAGCGGGAAGGUUAGCAGGAAUCAAAGACGAAAGGUGCCCUGGAGCUGAAGGGUUCAGCGGGGGUGUCCACGAAGGGGAACUGGUGACUUGACAUGUCCUUUCAGCUCAGGUUCCUGAUAUCUCACAUUUUUCUGGCGUUGUGUGGGAAAACGAAAGCAUCACUUGCCCUGGUUGCUAGUUUGAUCUUUUCUCUCAGGCCCAAACACGCAGCUGACUGCCAUCCAUCCUUUUUAGUGCCACGGUUUUGAUUCAUCCUUUUAAAGGGGUUUAGAGUGGCAGUGUGACACACAAAACGUACUUCAGUAUGAAAUGUUAGAAGUUAUCCCCAGGAGACACAGUGUCCCCUGGUCCUGCAGUUUUCAGUUCAAGGUAAACCCAUAGUUGUUUCAGAUUUUCCUUUUCUUUACUGACUUUCCAUUUUGCAAAUGUCCAAAGCCAGGAGGAUGUUCGUGUGGGCCAGAGUUAUAAAUGGCUGGAUAUCCUUGAGAGUUCACGGUUCCUGCAGCAUCAUGUUCCAGUUCUCCCCUAAAAGAUCUCAUGUCCUUCACACGAUGAGAGUUUACACAUGAAAAGCCAGUUCUAACCUUGUGUCAGGGAAGUGAUAAAAACCAAGGAGUGAGUGUUGGAGGGGGGCUCCUUCCCUGAAAUGCCUAGUUUAAACACGAUGUUUUCACUUGAGCACUUUGUAAGUUCAUGAUCCUGGGAACCACAAGGACACAUGGAUGGUGAAAUUCAUAGCAUUUGAGAAUCAAGCACAGUUUCUUGUAAAAGAAUCAGGACCCAUCACCCUAAUUUGGGUUGAUGAUAACACUUAGCAAGCGUUCCAUCCUCUAACCCACAGCAAACGGUGGCACUGACGAUCUUACUAGAGAUUUUUGUCCCUUGACCUUUAGCACAAGGUUGGGUUCCAGCCGAAUAGAGAGGCCUUCUCCUGUGAGAUAUACCUUGUCUUACUGUGGACUCAUUUAUGACAGAGGCUUUCAUUACCUAAACUUUACCAAUGCAUUCUGCAGCCACAAAAUUGGGGGAGGGGCAGCUCCUUUUUCACUAGUCUCACAUAUGCUGCUUGUUUGUUUUGAGGGGUUGAAAUCAGAAUCUUCACAGGCCUAAAAAGGCUCAGAUCUAGUCCUGAAAUACAGAUAAUAAUGCUGUAAAUCUUUUAUUUGGUACUCGCCUACUAUCUUCUAUAUACUGUGGAUCCGAAUUAUUGCAGAUACCUUUGGGAAAUGUUCAGCUAGAAACAGUAAGGCAUGUAGGUAAAGAGUGUCAGCCGCUCUUUAAUUUUACUGGCAUAAAAGCUGUUAUUGAGGUUUGCAUUAUUUUCUCCAAAAGCUUUUGUUGUUUGAGUUGGUCAUUUUGACAGUUAACUGUCAGUUAUGACCUGCAUUUUCAGUCUCAACUUGAUUAUAUCUGUGUGGGUUUAAGUGCUUGGAGUAUAACUGAGAAGUGUUUUUCUUGAACACAGGCAUUGAUCCUCUGCCAGUGAAUAAAUAGUUGGGAGAGGUGGGAAUGACUGACUUCUAAUUAUGGCCUGAAAGGAAGUUGAAUUGGUAAAUUGGAACGUGGAACCUAUUCUUGUUGUUGGUGUUGCACAGAAGGAUUUCUUUAGGCCACGGGAAGUGGAUGGGAGGUUUCUCCUUGAUGCCCAGUGGACAUCGUUAUCUAACCACUCAAGUUCACACCAGAGAGUUAGACAAGGAGAACUGGGUUGAAAUGUCAGUUUAUACUGGGAGUUCCCAUUACUGCUCAGCAGUAACAACCCAGCUAAUAGCCAUGAGGAUGGAGGUUCGAUCUCUGGCCUCGAUCAAUGGGUUAAGGAUCCUGCAUUGCCGUGAGCUGUGGUGUAGGUCACAGAUGCAGCAUGGGUCUGGUGUUGCUGUGGCUGUGGUGCAGGCUGGCAUCUGCAGCUCAGAUCCGACGCCUAGCCCAGAAACUUCAAUAUGCCACAGGUAUGGCCCUAAAAAGAAAAAAAAAAAUUAUAUUGGUUAGGACAGAAUUGUUGUUUUGGCCACACCUGCAGCAUGUGAAAGUUCCCAGACCAGGGAUGGAACCCAAGCUGCAGUUGCAGCCUAUGCCACAACUAAGACAACACCAGAUCCUUAACCUGCUGCGCACCACAUGAGAACAUCGAGGUUUUUAUUUUUAAAUAAUGGGUUAGUGUCAGAGAAAGUGAUGCUAGCACCCGAGUAGGGUGAAGAGAGCUCAGUCAGUAUGCACACUGGUUACACAUUUAGCCAUAGAUUCAGAUGAUUCUCAGGUAUUUUUAGGAAAAUGUUUUUCUCCUAGGUUUCACAUCUUUUUUUCUUCUCACUUAUCUGCCUCCUGUCAUUCCCCAGAAACCUCUAUUCCAGCAGUGGAAGUGAGGAAGUCGUAGAAAAGAGGAUAGAACGAGCAGCCAGACCUCCUGGCUGUGCCCCAGUGCACAACAGUGACCUGAAGAGAAAGGUUAUCCUGAGGGCACCUGGGUUAAGACAGCGGAGAAUUCUGAUAAUAAAGCUGAUCUUGGACCAAGCCCAGCCUCACGCAGGGCUCACAGAGAAAUACUCCUCGAAGGGAACCCAUGGUACCAGAAGCAAAGGGGCACCUGCACGGAGGACAGGAAUGCACUUUUGCUCCCAAUCCUCCAUCCCCAGGUGCUUCCAAGCCGAGGAAAAAGGCACUUUCCUAGUAGCGACACUAACUGGCUCUCAUUAAAAACUGAAGCUAGACUCAAGGCCUUUCCAAGGAAGAGUUCCAGCUCAGUCUGCUUUUAAGUGGGGAGGAAGUAUUAAAUUCAUUGGUCAGGAGUUCCCAUCGUGGCGCAGUGGUUAAUGAAUCCGACUAGGAACCAUGAGGUCGCGGGUUCGGUCCCUGCCCUUGCUCAGUGGGUUAACGAUCCGGCGUUGCCGUGAGCUGUGGUGUAGGUUGCAGACGCGGCUCGGAUCCCGCGUUGCUGUGGCUCCGGCGUAGGCUGGUGACUACAGCUCCGAUUCAACCCCUAGCCUGGGAACCUCCAUAUGCCGCGGGAGCGGCCCAAGAAAUAGCAACAACAACAACAACAACAACAACAAAAAGACAAAAGACAAAAAAAAAAAAAAAUUUCAUUGGUCAACAUUAUUCUGAUAUUUUUUCUCAUUCCAGCCACAUAAGUACUCCACUGCAGAGGUCUCCCUCCCCCAAUAUUAGAAUGGGAUGAGAAAUUUGUUAGUUACUAGCUAUCUCUAAGCCCAGAUGAAAUCUUAACCCAUAUAAGUCGCUGGUCCUCUCCAUUCUCAGCUGUGUCCUAGGAAUGCGACCUCUGAUGGUAAGAUCAGUAACCUGAAGAACAGAAUGGAUACUUGGGGCUCAUUUUUACAUUUAAUUGCAAUUCUUAUCAAGUGCUUGAUAAUUUGUUUCUCGCUGGCCAAUUUAUUUCGGGAAUGUGCUUGUCCGAGUCCUACGAGGACUGAGGUUUCUUAGGUGUAUCUUGUGACUUGAAUGCAGAAUUUUGAUGAGCUCUGGCUGGAUCGCUUAGGAAAUGUCCAAAGUGCUUAUUAGGUCUGGUUGACUGUGUAGCGCUGACCCAAGAGCAGGCAAAUCGCUUCCAAGAGACAGUCCAGAAAACCAGCUCUGUAGCAGGCAUCUCUUGACACCACAGUAUAUUCUGGGGAAGCUGCUCUGCAGUAAUGCGGCCCUGGCUUUCUGGGCAGUGUUGUUAUUCCUGCUGCAUAAUUAGCAGCUAGUGAGAUCAUAGUCUGGGGAGAUUCUGGCAUUACUGAGGCAAAGCCGGGAGGUUUCAGAUCAUCACACGUGGCUCUGGCUCGGACAGCAUUUCUGCUGAGCAGAUUCAUCUCCUCGGGAACUUUAAGUCCAAAGAUGGAGGAGGAGAAAGAUUUCUACCUGGGAAAUGAACUAUCCCAGACUCCUUGGUUGUGUGGCAGCUUGCUGAAAACACUGCCUGCCGGAUUGAUGGAACCGGGUAAAUAAAUUGUCACUUCUCUUGCUGUUGUGCCCUUGCUGGUUCUUUAUUGAGGGCAAAGACUGUAAAGCUACGUCCUCGCGCAGAGGGUGAUGCAGACUGGCUGAGCCCUAUUUGAUGGAGCAGUACGAGAUCGGGAAAGCGUCUGGGCUUUGAAGCCUUUGCAGAUUCUUAUCUUCAACCCAUCCCCCGCCCCCCUUUCAGUCCAUUCUUUAGAACCGAACCGCACUUCACCUUUUUAGGAGCCUGCUGAGACACUUUACUUUUGUGAAGAUCUGGGUAAAGCAUUUCUCUGACUGUCAGUGUACUUUGAAAUUGAGAGCCUAGAGCAGUAUUUCUCAGGGUUCCAAGGUUCCUUUGCGUACACCCCCCCCUCACCCUGCAAGACACUAGAGAAACAAAAGAGUUCCUUAAUCGUGUGUGCGGAAACACUGCCUUCUGUUUCCUCCUACCCUUCACCACGCUCAUUAGCAUAUUAAAAGCCACUAAGAGGUCUUCCCGUAAGCAGUUUUCUAAAGUAGUUUGACACAGCAGUCCUAUUUCCAUGUAAAAGCUAUUAAUAUCUAUGGAACUAGUUUACUUAAUGGAUGCACUUUGGGAAAUGCCAGGCUGUAUUUCCACGAGGAAAAAUAAUUGGGUCUAGUCUAGGUUUAGGCACAGCCUAAUUCUGCCUUUGAUCCCCAGUCCCUCCUACUGGCCCCAUGGCGAGCUCUCCUGAGUGAGCUGGAGCGUGGCCUCUGGUAUCCCAGGGCUAAGGAAGCCUAGCGCCCAGCUGGCUUGGAACCUAAGGCCUUCACCCCCUGGGAAAGGUGCUGCUGCUACUCAUCUCCUUAUUCUAAGAGUGACUGAGACUAGAAGGGCAGAGGAGGAACAGAAGUAGCAGAGUGCUGGCUGGACUAAGUAGAGCCAUGACGUAUGUCAGUGCUGCCUCAGGUGCUUGCUUUCUUCCAUCACAGCCUUGGGAUGAGGAGCCUUGGGAGGGGUCUGUCUUAGGAUGGGACCUGCUAAUUCCUCCUUUCCCCUGGGCAGAAUCCUAAUGCACCUGGCUAACUGGUGGUGAGCAGGGGCUUUGGGGCCAACGUGGUGGGCUCCCCAAAGAAACCCCUUUGAAACCAAUGGAUGCAUUCACGGGCUCGGGUCUCAAGAGGAAGUUUGAUGAUGUGGAUGUGGGCUCAUCAGUUUCCAACUCAGACGAUGAGAUCUCCAGCAGUGACAGUGCUGACAGCUGCGACAGCCUCAAUCCUCCUACAACUGCCAGCUUCACACCCACAUCCAUCCUGAAGCGGCAGAAGCAGCUGCGGAGGAAGAAUGUGCGUUUUGACCAGGUGACCGUGUACUACUUCGCCCGGCGCCAGGGUUUCACCAGUGUGCCCAGCCAGGGCGGCAGCUCCCUGGGCAUGGCGCAGCGUCAUAACUCCGUACGCAGCUACACGCUCUGUGAGUUUGCUCAAGAGCAGGAGGUGAACCAUCGGGAGAUUCUUCGUGAACACCUGAAGGAGGAGAAACUCCACGCCAAGAAGAUGAAGCUGACCAAGAACGGGACGGUGGAGUCGGUGGAGGCUGACGGCCUGACCCUGGAUGACGUUUCAGACGAGGACAUCGAUGUGGAGAACGUGGAGGUGGACGAUUACUUCUUCCUGCAGCCUCUGCCCACUAAACGGCGGCGGGCCCUGCUCAGGGCUUCUGGCGUCCACCGCAUCGACGCUGAGGAGAAGCAGGAGCUUCGAGCCAUCCGCCUGUCCCGGGAAGAGUGUGGUUGUGACUGUCGACUGUACUGUGACCCAGAGGCAUGUGCCUGUAGCCAGGCUGGGAUCAAAUGCCAGGUGGAUCGCAUGUCCUUUCCAUGUGGCUGCUCCCGGGAUGGCUGUGGGAACAUGGCUGGGCGCAUCGAAUUCAAUCCCAUUCGGGUCCGGACUCAUUACCUCCACACCAUCAUGAAGCUGGAGCUGGAGAGCAAGCGGCAGGUGAGCCGUCCGCCAGCCCCGGACGAGGAGCCCUCCCCUGCUGCCAGCUGCAGCCUAGCAGCAGCCCAGGGUUCAGAGACGCAGGACUUCCAGGAGUUCAUUGCCGAGAAUGAGACGGCAGUGAUGCACCUGCAGAGCGCGGAGGAACUGGAGCGGCUCAAGGCGGAGGAGGACUCCAGCGGCUCCAGUGCCAGCCUGGACUCCAGCAUAGAGAGCCUGGGUGUGUGCAUCCUGGAGGAGCCGCUGGCUGUCCCCGAAGAGCUGUGCCCGGGCCUCACAGCCCCCAUUCUCAUCCAGGCUCAGCUGCCCCCCGGUUCCUCCGUGCUGUGUUUUGCCGAGAACUCAGACCACCCGACCGUCUGCGUGAACAGCCCAUCCUACUUGAACAGUGGGCCCCUGGUCUAUUACCAGGUGGAGCAGAGGCCAGUCCUGGGGGUGAAGGGAGAGCCUGGUACAGAAGAAGGCCCCCCCGCGUUCCCCAAGGAGAAGGAUCUGGGUGUCUUCUCCCUCCCCGUUACCUCACUGGUGGCCUGUAGCCCCGCAGACCCGGCUGCCCUCUGUAAGACAGAAGUGGGGAAACCGUCCACUCUAGAAGCGCUAGUGCCGGAAGAUUGUAACCCCGAGGAGGCUGAGAAUGAAGACUUCCGCCCCUCGUGGUCCCCCUCAAGCCUCCCCUUCCGCACGGACAAUGACGAGGGCUGCGUGGCGGAGAAGGCCGCACAGCAGAGCGAGGGCCGGCCCCCUGAAGAGCCUUCCCCGGAGCUCCCUCUGGCAGUGUGACACGGGGAUGGAGAGUCUGCCUCUUACCCCCUCUAUUUAUUCCCUUAUUUUAUCUAACGCCAUUUCAAAACAAACUGUAGAAGCAGCUGCUGCUCCCAUGUUAUUUUAUUGGGGUCUCUGGGGAACAGGUGGGAAAGGAUUGUUCGUACAAGUAUUUUCUAAAGGGCGAACAGAACCAAGGAGACCAGCCCCGGCUCGAUCUGGGGAUAGAGUCUUGGGGCAGAGGAGGCUGCAUACUGAGCCUUCUGGGCCUUUGGAACAAAGAACUAGGAUCUCGCGGGAGAAGCUGGGUAAUUCAAGCAGCUAUUCACUAGGGACCAGAACAUGACAAUUUGGAUGGCGUGGCAAAGCCCCUUCCCCUCUCCUGCGCUCCAGGCGGGGUUCGAGCUCAUUUUCCUCGGUGGUUCCUCCGAGAGCCCACUUCGGUGUAUCGUAAUAAUACAGCUGGAAUCUAGCGAGGAGGGGGUGGAAGGGUCUCUGCUUCUGUACAAAACCUCCAGGAUUUAUAAAAACUUCACCUGGCUUCCCUGGCCCCCUAUUUGGUAAAUAAGUUAAUAUUUGACAUGUUUGGUGUUUUCUGACCUGUUCCCCACACUGGGGAUUCCUGGUCUGUAACUUGAAUUGUUUUUCACAUGUUCUUAGGUACUAGAGUUAAACUUGGCUUUUGUCUCCACCCCCAUCCCCUCCCCCCCAAAACGCUAGAUUGGCUGGGGCCAAGGCCUCAAGAGCCUGAGGCUUCUGUGUGUGUCCAACCCCAGCUCCGCCAGGCACCCUUCAUCUGGGGCUCACACAUCCCACAGGAGGCCUGUGUGGAGCAUUAGCCUUUGCCCAAAGGAGGCAGCAGGUACAGGCUGAAAAGACGACUUUGUGCCAUGCUUGCUUUUCCACCCAGGUCUGGUCUCCCCCUCCCCCCACUCGCUUUGGAAGAUUUGAGCUUUAAAGGAAUGUAGGACGCGGCAAUCUAAGGUCACCAACUAGUUUCUGUUCUUUUUUUUCUGUAUCUGCCCUUAUGGACCUCCUUGGAUGUGCAGGGUUUAGAGUCCUCUACUGUAUUCUUUCGCGGUUCACCCCCAAGAACUGCAAAUGCUUAUUGGAUCCCUCCGUCUUGAUACAUCAAAAUUGGAAGCCAAACCAAUUCUUAAAUACAACUCCCAGGUUCUAAAAAAAUUCACACUCCGACUACACCCUUUGAGGGCUGGGGGGUGGAACAACGCAGUUCUUGCUCGAAUUAAGGGGGAAUAUGGUUCCUGUCCUCUUAUGUCCAGCUUACGUUUCAGGAAGCGCUCCACUGAACACCACUGGAUUCUUUUGUUAGCAAAGUUGUCUUUGCCUCUGUUUUAAAAGGGAGGCAGUAGGGAGCGUCCUUUAUGCCAGGCUUCAUUUCUGGUAUAGUUUAUUAACCAGGAAAAAACAAAGUGAGAGGAAAAAAAAAAAAAAACUUUUUUUUUUUUUUCUUGGUGGGGGAGAUAACUAUUCCUACUUAUCUUGCUCAUGAAGCCUUUUCUUGUGGGAUACUAAGGCCCUGGUGUCUGAAAGCAACCUUCAUGUUCAUCACGGCAGCAUUUCACCUCUCCAGUCUGAGCUGAGCCUGAAAGAAACAUCUUUGAAUUCAUUCUGCCUCUCCUGUUCAUUCCUGUUUUUGCUGGGUUUUACAUUUAAAAGGGAGUUUCUAAGUCAUAGGCCCUUAUCACACCCCACCCUCUAAGUCUCAGAAAAUGGAGUUGAGAAUCAUAAGUACCUGAGAUCUAAAUGCCACCCCAAAAUGAGCUACACCCCCUCAAGUGUAACACUGAAGCUUAACUGGGACUUUGACUCUGGAGAAGAAUCUAGAAGUUCGUGUUGGAAGGGGAGGGCGAGCACUCCACAUGCCCUCCUUCCUUGAAGGCUCCAGCCUAAGCAACCGAGUGGAUAUCACCUGUUCAAUAAGACACAUUUGGGAUCAAACCAAGAAUUUGAAUCUAGGCAAACUCAUUGCCAAAUUCCACGAUGGUUUAAUUGUUCCAAAAAACUAGCUUCUCAAUGUAAGUCCAUCCCUUCACUAACUCGCAGUUCUGACUCACCUAUCCCAAGCUUUGAAAUGCUAAGUGUUCACAUUUAGCAUUAACUGUCUUGUCAAGCAAAGGGCCUUUUCUACAACCUAGUCCAUCUCGUUUCCGGUGCUACCCGAGUUGGACAGAAUGGCUCGUGGUGGCUGGAAGGGCUAGGCCUUUGGUCACAGAAGCAGACAGCUUCAGUCCCGGUUAGACUAGGUCUAGAUAUAAUAAAUGACAUUAUUACAACUCAUUAUUUUCCACAAUUUCCUUUCUCACAUACUGUACACAGAUAGUAUUUUCAAUGUGAAUCCAAAGCUUGUCUGGUUCUCCAAAAAAAAAAAAAAAAAAAUUUUUUUUUCCCUCCUUUUAGGUCCUUUACAUUGUGAUAAUGCUGUAUUUAAAGAGAAUAUUUAAAUGUAAUAUUAAAGAACUAUUCGAAAGGACGGUGUGUUAAUUCUUCAUCUUGCCAGACCACAGCUCAGUUACUUGUUAGAGAAAAGAUGCUUCUCUAGCGCUGUAUAUAAAACCAAUCAGGCCAGUUAAGGAUUAAUGUUCACAAUAGGAAUGUUUUAUGGUGGAAAAAUAGAACAUUCUCUUUGGAGCAUCAAGAGCCUGACUUGCACCAUGUGCCCUAACGCCCCUCUUCAGCGGAAGCAGGCCUCGAUCCUGCCUCGUUAGAGCGCUUCCUACCUGCAGUCCCUGUCUUGGGGCCCAUUUUUAAAUUCCAUUACUAUACAGGUACAUACACAUGAAAUCUCUAUUCCUCGUCACCAUCUUAAAAUCCAGCAAGAGGAUCAACUUCAAAUCAGCUCCUUUGUAACUUCCAUCCCAUCAGAAGGUUCUAUUCCAACCAAUUAUCUCCCCAUUAGUUAGGUUAUGUUGGUCAGUCUUGUGAAAGGCGCCUUAGUAACUGAUUAGGGUGUGCAGAAGUAAUUUCCAGCAACUGGUUUCAGGCGGUCUUUACUUGAGUUUAAAAACAGUACUUCAUGCAUUUACAGUAAAUUACUACAGGUCACUGAUAACAUGUAGGCCGAAGCUGAACCCAACUUACUCUCUCGGUGUAGACCUCGCCUGGUCUCCGGGGCUGGACAGUAAUUAGUACCUUACAGGAUUGAUCCAUGGCCCAAAGAAGGCAGCCACUGUCGGUUACAGUCGGAUCGCUGCAACACAGUGGAGGGAGCAAAGAAUUUAAGACUCACGGGCUGUAGCAGAGCCCAGAAAUUAAGACAAGGGAGGCGAAGGCUGUGAACUCUGGCGGGGGGAAGGGGUCAAGUAGCACUUGCAUUUCCUUUUCGCUUUUCCAUUAGAAUGUUCCCAUAAAUUAUUCAGUUACCAAAAAGAAAAAAAGUGUUCACAGGAUUUGAAAAAAAAAAAAAA
Sus scrofa (pig) is the source of this 10407-nucleotide messenger RNA. NCBI's taxonomy places the organism in Eukaryota, Metazoa, Chordata, Mammalia, Artiodactyla, Suidae. The record is from RefSeq and is a predicted model, not a curated record.